Messenger RNA from Vanessa atalanta (red admiral), 755 nucleotides. RefSeq names its product rRNA N6-adenosine-methyltransferase Mettl5 (gene Mettl5). The transcript has 4 exons. Gene Ontology annotation, molecular function: rRNA (adenine-N6-)-methyltransferase activity; nucleic acid binding. Gene Ontology annotation, biological process: rRNA methylation. Lineage: Eukaryota; Metazoa; Arthropoda; Insecta; Lepidoptera; Nymphalidae. The coding region runs from base 1 to 639 and encodes 212 amino acids. The record is from RefSeq and is a predicted model, not a curated record.
AUGUCUGCACUUAUGAAACUGAAAACUCUUGAGGGUCAUUUAGGUGCCCUUUCUGGAUUUUCAGAACCUAAAAUAGAGCUUGAACAAUAUGAAACACCAGCACAUAUAGCUGCUGUGGCUCUUUACACCAUGCAGACUCAAUAUGAAGCUCUUGAGAAUAAGUUAGUCCUAGAUGCUGGUUGUGGGCCCGGUAUGUUGGGCAUUGGUGCAUCACUAUUGGGAGCAGGAAUGGUUGUAGCGAUGGACAUUGAUGAUGGUGCCUUAGAGGUGUUACAAGAAAACAUUGAAGAAAUGGAAAUUCCUAGCAUUGAUGCCGUUCAAUGUGAUUUUCUCAAUUCAAAACAUUGCAGAUGGGAAAAUUAUUUUGACUCAGUGUUAAUGAACCCACCGUUUGGUACUAAAAAUAAUGCUGGUAUUGAUAUGAAGUUUCUCAGGAUGGGUUUGGAUCUCACUUGCGACAGUGUUUACUCCUUACACAAAUCAUCAACGAGAACACAUAUACAAAAGAAAAUUAAAGAAUGGGGAGUAAAAGGAAGUGUCAUUGCAGAACUUCGAUACAACUUACCAGCAACUUACAAAUUCCAUAGACAACAAACGAGAGAUAUUGCUGUCGACCUAUGGAGGAUACAUCAUUUAUAAUUAUGAAAUAUAAAACAAUAUGACCGAAAAUUGUCUAUAUCAAUGAUUUUUUUAAAUAAAUAGGCAUGUUUUAAAAUAUUGUAAAUAUAAAAUGAACUUGGGAAAAUUAAAACAUU